UGCAGGGCGAGCCUGGUGAACUUGCGGUGCCCUGUGGGGGAAGCUGGCACCGGCCGGAUGAUGGGGGUGCCCCCCUGCAGAGCCCCCCUGCUCCUGCUGCCUGCGCUCGCCGGCUGGGCGAGGGGCCGGGGUGCCCCACUGAGCACAGGGGCCCUGACUGGCCCCUCCCGGCGGCACUACAAGAAGGAGACGCUCCCUGCCUCCGAGGGCCCCAUCCCGCCCGUGACCGUCACUGAGAUCCGCCAGUACCUGCGAGCCCAGGGCAUCCCCUUCCACGACGGCUACAGCUGCCUGCACGCGCCCAGCCUCUUUGUGGAGGGGCCGGGGGAGCAGAAGCCCCCCGCCGGUAGCGCCCGCUACAGCCUCUUCAUCGACAAGACCACGGGCAGCUUUGUGUGCACUGCCACCCUGGCCGAGGGCACUUGGCAGGACUUCCAGGCUAGCGUGGAGCUGAAGCACAAAGGAGUCCCUCAGGCUGGCCUGCAGCAGCUUGACGGGGCGGACCAGGCUGGCGAGGACGCCCGCCAUAUCUGGGACCGGGCACUGCCACUCUGGGAGCUGCUGGACGAGGAGGAGACUCAGACGGCCAAGGCCAUGUUCGGCAUCUCCAAGGUGUCCGACGCCACCCUGAAACGCUUCGGGGUGCGCUACCUGAGGACUGCCCGCACCCUGGUCUUCCCCUGGUUCAGCCCCCGUGGCACCGGCUUGAAGGGCCUGAAGCUGCUGGGGGCCGAGUGCCAGGGGGACACGGUACUUUACGUGGAGAACACUCUGCCCCGGCCAAGCGCCUAUUACAACCUCUUCGGCCUGCCCCUGAUCGGCCGCAGAGACACAGAGGUGGUGCUGACAGGCCGGGAGCUGGACACCCUGGCACUGUACCAGGCUACUGGUUUGCCCAGCUUGUCCCUACCCCGUGGGGCUACCUGCCUGCCCCCGGCCCUGCUUCCCUAUCUAGAGCAGUUCAAGCGCAUCACCCUGUGGCUAGGUGAAGACCUCCGCUCUUGGGAGGCCGCCAAGCUCUUUGCCCGCAAACUGAAUCCCAAACGCUGCUCCCUGGUGCGACCCGGUGACCAGCAGCCCCGUCCACUGGAGGCUUUCACCCGCGGCAUGAACCUCUCCAAGAUCCUCCGCUCCGCCCUGCCUGCCGGGCACAAGUCCAUCAUCUCCUUCCGCCAGCUGCGAGACGAGGUCUUCGGGGAGCUGUCCAACGUGGAGCAAGUGGCCGGGGUCAAGUGGGCCCGCUUCCCUGAGCUCAACAAACUCCUCAAGGGCCACCGCAAAGGGGAGCUCACCGUCUUCACAGGCCCAACGGGCAGUGGGAAGACGACCUUUAUCAGCGAGUACGCCCUGGACCUCUGCAUGCAGGGGGUGAACACCCUGUGGGGAAGCUUUGAGAUUAACAACGUGCGCCUGGCCAAGAUCAUGCUGACCCAGUUUGCGGUGAGGCGGCUGGAGGAGCAGCUGGACCAGUUUGACGAGUGGGCAGACAAGUUCGAGGACCUGCCGCUCUACUUCAUGACCUUCCACGGGCACCAGAGCAUCAAGACGGUGAUAGAGACCAUGAUGCACGCGGUGUACAUGUAUGAUAUCAGCCACGUGGUCAUUGACAAUCUCCAGUUCAUGAUGGGGCAGGAGCAGCUCACUGUGGACAGACUUGCCGUCCAAGACUACAUCGUGGGCGCCUUCCGGAAGUUUGCCACGGACAACAGUUGUCACGUGAGCCUGGUCAUCCACCCUCGGAAGGAGGACGAAGAGCGAGAGCUUCAGACGGCCUCUAUAUUUGGGUCUGCGAAGGCCAGCCAGGAGGCCGACAACGUGCUGAUCCUCCAGGACAGGAAGCUGGUGACGGGGCCAGGGAAGCGAUACCUGCAGGUGUCAAAGAACCGCUUUGAUGGGGACGUGGGGGUCUUUCCCCUGGAGUUCAGCAAAUCCUCCCUCACCUUCUCCACCCCCGUCAAGGGGAAGACCCGGCUGAAGAAGGUGAAAGAUGACAAUGGAGUGCCGCCGAAGCAGGCUCCAGCUGGGGGCAGCGGGGCCUCUAAGAAGCAGUGACCCAGCCCGUGGAAUGGGCUGCUCUGGUGCAAUCCCUUCCCCGGGGCACUCGGCCAGCGUGCACACCAGCCCUGAGGGGAAGGGGCUGGGGCAGAGGAGAUGGGGACGCAGCACAGCCAAUCUCCAUCGGAGACUCUCAAAGCCAAGGAGUGUUCCCUGUGCUGCUGCCAAGGUUUGCUGCAGCUCCUCGCCCCUCUGUGGGGGACCUCGGGCGCGUUGCGUUUGGGGAGGAGGAAUCGCACCCUCUGCGUUACAGUCAGACGAUAAGCUAUAAAUGGGCUCUUGGCUUAGAGCCUGCCGGGGGCCCACGACACCCUGGCUGACGGAAGGCAAGAUGGAUACAGGCUGGCGCACAGGGGGAGUCCUGUGUUUUAUGACCCUGUCCGUUCGCUUAGCACAGGUCCCCGUUGGUUUGUCCCUGGGGAGCCGUAUGUCCGGACGCUGGGGUGCCGAGUCGGUGGAGCCUUCGGGCUGGAUGUCCGUUUGUCAGACCCUCUCUCCUUGCUCCCGUCCCUUUAGUAUUUCAGCCAAUGUGGGUAAAUCCUGACCCCAGACCCUGGCACCGAGCAGGACACGGCGUGGGUCACAAGCCAGUGUGAGUUUGACAGGGGCUUCUCCACUCGGUCCCUACUGCACUUCUGGUCUGUGUCAUAAAACUGCUGCUGAAUUAGCUCCGCUUGUCUCAGGAGACCUCCCUCCCUUCCCUCCAGGACCGGGAUGGUGGGUUCUGCAGGCCAGCCUGGAAGGGCACCAGCAGAACUGGGCAGGUCCUGGGGCUGGGAUAGCAGUGGCUGUGGGUUGGGAUUGAGGAGCACUGGCAGAGCUCUGCAGGGCUGGGCUAGCAGGGGGCUGCGGGUCGGGAGUGAGGGGCACCGGCAGAGCUGUGGGGGGGGCUGUAUGUGAUGAAUGAGGUGCAUAGCCAAAGCUGUGGGUUGAGGGAUACCCAACUCCAGCCCACACUGUCCCAUGAAUCCCUCACUUCCACAAGCCCUGGGAGAAGGCAGGAGGGGAAGGGGGGUGCCCAGUGACUUGGGGGCUCAUGGCAGAGAAGCAGAAGUGACACAGUUGAUGGCACUUGUUCCUGCCUGGUGCCCUUAAGGCAGAUUGUGGGGUAAUCACCAGUCGUGCUUCGGUAGCUUGAGUGGAGAUUGUAAGGUCCCUGAAUGGCAGGUCAGGAGUCGGGGCGCCCUACCAUCGUGACACCAGCGUCAUACAGUUGUCACAUCUGGAGCCUGUGGGCUUUGCGUACACAAUUAUUUUAAAAUAGCAAUAGGCCCAAACCAGCAAUGUGCCGAGAGCCCUUCGUUGCCAUCGACCGCUUCUGAGAUCACGUGGCUGGACCCCUUGUUACAGGAUUCUCUCGGAUUCGAAUUGCCCCACAAUCUGGGGGAGAACAGGCCUGUGUGAAUGCACCAGCAAUAAAAUCCCAGCUGUUCAGCUCUGCCCUUGCCCUGCAGCAGGCCACGCUGUAGUGACCUCUGCUCCGCUCAGCUGGGCUUGGAUUCCAGCCCUCACUGCCCCAGCAGCGCUGGGUUUCUUUGAAGGUCAAAUGCUGCUUGUGUCUGAGGCGGGGCAUUGUGAAGGAAAUGGAGCCCUCCAGUGCAUGGGAUGGGGGGAUUUCUGAGAGGGUUUUAUAGCCGUGGUCCCAAAAGACAUUUCAGAGGACAGUUUGGAUUUAUUCCCUCCUUCCCCAGGGUUUGGAACCCAGACAUUGCAGCCUCGUGCUGGUGCGUGGGAACUGGACCCUGAAUCUGACUUCACUCUCAGCUGACUGGAGCUCAGAAGGCAAAGGGAGUUCAUCAUGCAAAGUGAAUUAGGGUUUUAUAAAUCCCUCUGGCUAGGCCUGCCGUGCUGGCUGGUCUCUAAUGUGACCGUGAUUAUGAAAUGGUUUGCAGAGUUCUCCAUGUAUGGCCGUCUGCAAUCCCCUGUGUGCGUAGGAAGGCAGACUCGGGGGGGGAAGUAGUUUUCAGUGUCGAAUGCUGAAUACUGUGAUUUGGGGUCCCAUUGCACUGGGAGGGAAAAACCUCCACAGUGAUUGGCUCUCUGCAAUAAUUUUGUACACGUGAGGGUGUGAAAAAGAUCAUGUUGAUCAGAUAUUUUGUCUACAGCUUGUCAUUUGAUUAAAAACAAAGGUGGCUUUUC
This is a messenger RNA of Malaclemys terrapin pileata, 4194 nucleotides long. RefSeq names its product twinkle mtDNA helicase (gene TWNK). Gene Ontology annotation, cellular component: mitochondrion. Gene Ontology annotation, biological process: mitochondrial DNA replication. The record is from RefSeq and is a predicted model, not a curated record. Gene Ontology annotation, molecular function: single-stranded DNA binding; 5'-3' DNA helicase activity; ATP binding. Bases 58 to 2052 code for a protein of 664 amino acids. NCBI's taxonomy places the organism in Eukaryota, Metazoa, Chordata, Testudines, Emydidae. The transcript has 5 exons.